This is a messenger RNA of Cydia strobilella, 729 nucleotides long. RefSeq lists its product as uncharacterized. Lineage: Eukaryota; Metazoa; Arthropoda; Insecta; Lepidoptera; Tortricidae. The coding region runs from base 1 to 729 and encodes 242 amino acids. The record is from RefSeq and is a predicted model, not a curated record. The transcript has 2 exons.
AUGGCGCAAACUAGAAUAGAUGAGGAAGGUAGGAAAGUGGCGCUUAGGAUCAGUCUGGAGAAAAUGGAGUAUCUCCACAUGAGAAGACGGAGAAGGGUACGCAGUGAUGGGCUAACCGUUAACGGGAAUUAUUACAAGCGCGUAUCGUUCAAGUAUCUCGGUUGCACAAUAACAGACACCAACCAGAGAGAAGACGAAAUCGACAUCCGUAUCCAGAAUGCCCUAAGAUGUUCAGCAGCCCUUCACAAAAUAUUAACGUCCAAGCUCAUCAGCAGGAGCACCAAGAUUAGAGUUUACAAGACUGUGAUAAGACCGAUCUUGGUAUAUGGAUGCGAAGCUUGGACGUUGACCUUGAAGGAGGAAAACAAGCUCUUGGUGGCGGAGAGGAAGAUCUUUAGAAGGAUCUUAGGCCCUAUAAGAAGGGAGGUUGGCUCUUGGAGAGUGAGGAAGAAUUUGGAGGUGGAAGAACUGGUGGGCGAGCCCAACAUCAUCGGCGAGAGCAAGGCUGCUCGGCUUCGCUGGCUCGGCCACGUGGAGAGGAUGGGAGAGGAUCCCGCGCACACUCCUCAUCAUCGAAGCGGCCCGCUUCCUGAUUACGGCGUAAAAGCCAUCAAUUUGCCGCUCCGCAAACAUCGCGGAGGCGCUGCAGUGUCGCGGCAGCCCGAACAGCACCCUACACGCAUCAUUAUACUGGACGCGCAGGGCGCCGUAUGUACGCUGCGUGUCUGA